Messenger RNA from Penicillium expansum, 8709 nucleotides. RefSeq lists its product as uncharacterized. Lineage: Eukaryota; Fungi; Ascomycota; Eurotiomycetes; Eurotiales; Aspergillaceae. The transcript has 8 exons. The record is from RefSeq and is a predicted model, not a curated record. The coding region runs from base 1 to 8709 and encodes 2902 amino acids.
AUGUCUCCUUGUCAGGCCAUGGAUGUCGAUCAUGAUCUGUCUGCCUUCAUAUUCCAUCACAUAUUCUUCCCCCUCAAGCUCCCACAGGAGGCUGAAAAUAACCUUGUUGAGCUGGAAAACUGCAUGGUUGUUGUGGCUAGAGAUGUGCUGCAAGACUUUAUCCAGAAUGUCAGCCCUGAGUCCCAGCAGCCAUGGGCCUUAGCCUUGAGCAUGUUGAAUAGCUGGAUUCUGUUGCAUGCAGAACAGGGAAUCUCAAAGUUUGGAUUGGAGAAUGCUCUGUCAAAUGUCAAAAUUACCGGGGCUAUUGCGUGUCACAUCAGAGCCCAGAACUGUGGAUGGGUUGCUUUCUAUGAUGAAGACAAAGACAGGCUCCUCGUGGAUGCCUUUGAGGUGUCUCCUCAGGCAAAACCAAGCCUGUCCUCUUCUGGGGGCUUAUUACGUCGGUUCCCCGGAGUUAGUGUCGCCAUCUCAGCAGAUAAGCUCGCCGAUCCGAGAUUCCGCUCCUAUCUAGCCACCACAAUCUCCAAGUUAGCCUCCGAAGAAGUGUCACAAAUGCGGCCAAAAGGCAUAAAAGGAGGAAGUCAAGUGGACGAAACCCGGGAGACGAUCCACCCUGGCCUUGUGACAGAAGGGCUGAUGGCACAACUUCUGGCACUCGGGACACAGAAUGAAGAGACGAAGCUUAUGAAAUGUGUGCGAGAUGAAGUCAACUGGAUGUCCGCCUUGUUGCCGUGGAGGCGCUCUCCAGCUUGGCUAGGCCUUCGAGUCGCUCUUCAGUUGGUUCUUCGGCGAUGCUUCCCAGAAGCAGAACAUCGCCUUCAGUACAAGAAUUUUAUUCUGUACCUCAUGGCAAAACUGGCGGCAAAUGAAGAUCUGGUUGUGCAUUCUGAUGAAGCUGUGGACUGCUGGAAAAUUAGCCAUGCUCGGAUUGGUCGUCGGAUCCACAAGUUGAAUGAUGAUGUGUUUCCAUUUGUUGCCAACCAGGUGAAUUCCACAAGCAAGUAUCUGCUUGGAAAACUGAUGACAAUUCAAGAGCAUAUCAAGAAGUCCAAUCGGAUGACUAUUCCGCUGAUUCCACCUUCAGCAUCGCAAGAUGAUCUUCAUCUAUCACUGGUUCAUUGUAAAGACUAUUUUCAAAUCGCAAUGUGUUCCCGCUUUGAUGAGGCACAGCCUACGGAUUUCUGUCCGACUCAUACACCUUCCUUGGAUUGGAUUAAUGGCUUCCCUAUUCCAAAAUUCAACUCAAUCAAGAGUCUCACUGAGUUUGAGCAAUGGGUUGAUGAGCAUCUGGCGUCCUGGUUCAUCAAUCAGCCCGCUUCCAGGGAUGUGGAGGUGUGUCGUGGCCUUGAAAACACUAUUUCAGAGUACUUGAAUCUCGCGCGACCAAAGUACGCCUCCAACCCACAAGCCACUUCAAUUAUGCUCCUUGUCGUGUUGGAACUGUGGGUGGUACUUGACAAAGCGGCUCUUCGACUGUGUCCCCUACUGAGGGAGUUCUCUCCCGAAAUCCCCGAGAGCUUCCUUGAACCUCUCCUGCUUCCUAAGCUGAGUCAAAUGAAGCGCGCCAAGGACAUCGAGCAGCACAUUCAUCUGCGGCAUAAGGGAGCGGUCAAAACAAAUCCCAGCAUCUUCUGUGACCCAGCACAGAAUUGCUUUGGUGUUCAGUAUUUCGAGAGCUCCGAGGAACAUCAAAUACUCGAGCAGCAAAUUGAGGACCACGCAGCUCGAGGUCGAGUAUUAAAGCGAGUAGAAUGGGAAAUGCUGAGUGACAAAUACAAAACGCUAUGCGGGCGAGGAGAGCAACUGGCUCACUACUAUGGCUACAAUUUCAAUCACCAAACCGUCCAUCUUAAUCACCAAUGCGAGAAGUGUUCGGUGGAGAAGCAGGCUGGGUCAGUUUCCAUAAAGGUCCACGAAUGGCCGCUCCCAACCAAUCUGGUUGAAAAAAGGGUAGCUGUGUUUGAACUAAAUCUUCCCAUUUGGUUUACAUCAUGGCGUAACACUACCUGGAAGCUCCUCCACAAUGUUGGGCGAAGAGAUACCGUGAUUUGUGACAGCAAGGAGCUCGAAUGGCUUCAAUACGAAGACAUUCAUGCGUUCGCUAAUCAGGUCAUGGCAACCCAAAGAGAUUGUGAUAAAAUGCUCAGCUUGCAUGAGUUUGAGGCGUUCGGAUGUCUUCGUUCUGGGGAGCACCUUCAAUGGUGCAAUAUUGUGCGCAACCUAGCAUCGUCGGCACUUUCACUGAAUGAAGAAGCUGUUGUCUCCCUUAUUAAACAAGCCGCCUGGGAACUUGGGACACCAUCCGGAUCUGUCAGAAGAGUUACACAUCAAGCCUUUGAGGACAUAGGCUUUGGUGACUGUUUGCUCGAUCUUUUGCACGAGAGGUUGACAACGAUCAAGACGAAUUGGAAUGAGCAUUGUACCUUUGAUCUCAUCGUCACACUUGGGCUUCGUGUCCUCGCGCUAUCGAAUGGAUCGCCAUCGGUUGAGAAGGUCGUUGAAUUCCUACGUCAAUGUCGACAAGUGGCGAUGGAUUGGUGCGAUAAAUUGAAUGGAGGGUUUCUACGUGGCCAAGGGAACGAAGAUGGAGGGAAGCAAGGGCUCAUACUUCGGAUUGCAUCAGCCUGCCAGGCCACUUAUGAUGUUGAUCCUGUUCUCUUGAAUAUGAUUCUCGAAACUCCCCAAGACUUGUUUUGCUUCAUUCGAUGCUCCAUUUUGCUCUUUGAAAACUCACCCUCGAAAACGCACAGUCUUCCAUGCGAGACAAAGCUCUGCUUGGAGAAUGCAGAAAAGAUCCGUUUUUUAUCAAGAUCUCGGAUAAUCCGCACGAUCAUGAAAUGCCCGUCGGGGUUGAAUGAAGCAAUACAGAAUAGCAUAAGCUGUCUUGAAUUUUCCGGGACUUGGAGCAUUUGCGAAGGGGGUGGUAGCUGGGUAACUACGGCAACAAGCAACAGCAUCGAAGGCUUUGAGCAACGAACCCACUUCAACUAUGUCACAGGUGAACUUUUGGUAGAUGGAAAUCCUCCAGGGAGGUUGCCAGCCAGUUUCACGGGCAACGCUCUCUACCAACGCCUUUUCGGAACGAGAAUCAUUCCGGUGACACCUUCGAGUUUGCCAGGAGCAUCAUUUGUCCUGUCGCACACUAUUGAGGGGUCUGAAGUUCACUUUGGGAUGCAAAGUGGGAGGCUUUUUAUUAAAACUCGCAAGGGCUGUCAGAUUUUGCAACUCAUACCACAAGACAUCCUCGAGAAUGACUUCCCCAGGGUGUUUGUCUCUGACAAUUUCCAUUGGUUAAAUUUGGAGACUGGGGUUCUUGAAUUCCGUCCCCUAAGCCAGCCAUGGAAACCUUGCCACCGCAAUUGGCAUUUGUCCUUUGAUCCUUGUGCGCCAGACAAAAUGCUCAUGGAACAAGAUUCCAAGAGCUUAGUCGAUAUACGGAGCUCACUUUUCAUUGAACUUGUCCGCAUAUUGAAGGUUCUUGACGUGGAAGAGGAAAUUGUUGUCAUCCAGACAGCUGUCGGAACGUUAGAGGCAGAACUAAGCCGUUUGCGGUUGAAAUUCUUCGUCAAGGCCGAUGGACGUGUGGCAUCAAAAGAGUUCAGUGCGCUGAUUGAUCUGGACCAAGACGUGGGGUGCUUCUACGGACUCAACAAGAACCUGGCCCUCAUCGAUUCCUCCAAUAAUACAUCGGUCAUUGUUCCGUACGGAUAUCCGGUUGUUACUAGGAAGGAUCACCAUGUUGCAGUCGACAUAAAUCUACCCACGGGAAAUCGUGUGAAAUACAUGCAUUAUUGCUUAGACAAGCAUCUGCAAAUUCUGCGAGGAUCGUGCCCCUUGGCUAUCUUGUAUCAAGCUUACUUGCAUGCGAUCACCUCUUUUCCUCUCCCUGAUGAGUUGACUCGCCGCUCAGGCACCGAAGAGGCUAUCCGUAUUCUACGACAAGAAUCGUUGAGAUCAUCAUUCCCCCUUCACAAUGAUUGCAUCGAGACUCUGGAAAGGAUUGCAGGUCUUACGCCGUGCCGCACCUUUUAUCCUCGACACCUUCGUGUCAUGCAAACAGUUCUAUGGUCUAGUAAUCUAGGUCAACUUGCCCAGCAUGACGACUUCCAGCCCUUGUCACAAGAGAUUCUUCAGUCCUCUGAAAAAUGCUCGUACUUUCAUGAUGCCGAACUGAGGAAAAACUACAUCUUUUACCAGGGGAGUACGGAUCUGUUGACACGUGCUCGUUGCCGCAACGAACAGCUGAGAAGCUCAGACUUCAGCGGGCCUCCUACUUCAUGUAUUAAGAAAAAUUACGAAUCCCGCGAUUGUGACAUCUCAAGUUUUCGCAGCAGCCAUGUAGACACCUACUCCUUGAUUUCCUUGUUCUCUAUCCUUGCAUUUGAAGGGAAGAUUCACCACUCGAUUCUCCUUCAACUACUUCAGGUUGCUUUCUCAGGGAAAUGCAAAAAUGUUGCAGUGCCACCCGACUGGGUCAAAUCGCUGAACCUCUCCCUAGGGGAGGAUCUGGUCCAUGCUCAAGUUGAAAAUGCAAUCAGGAAUUCCUAUCGGAUUUUCACCCAGACACACAAUCCAUACCUCACACGCGCGCAGCGAACCGAGAACUACCGAAGGGCUGAAAUAGAGCGGGAAGAAAAAAAGAAUAGCGAUAUUCGGUUAUGUGGGUCGCAUGUGAAAAGCCAGUGGCCAUGCAGAAAUCCCCAGCUUCCAUCUCAAGAUUUGAUUCCACGGGUUCUUAGAACAGCGGCAGAUGAAAAAUGCAAAACACUCUGUGGCAACUGGUUCCAAAAUAGGAAUUUCCUUCGGUUCCUGCGCCAGGUGGAGAGCCAAGUGCCGCCCUCCAACUCUGGAAAUAAUAACACGGUGCCUGUUCCGACCCCCUAUGUGCAUCCCCGCUCGAUUAAAUACAUCCCGUUCUGGCAACUCAGUCUGUUUGACCUAAUCCAGAGGUCUCGCCCAAAUCCCACUCAGACUCCACUUGACCCGAUGACCUACCAUGGGCCUCCUCUCAUUUUGCAACCGACUCCCGAGCUUUGGAGCCUUGCAAAUUAUUUCCAGGCUAGUUCAAACCGAUGCCAACAAGAAUAUGGAAACGGGCUAAGUCACAGCAUCCAAGCAUUGGAUGAUUUCUCAGGUUCGGUACCUCCAACUGGAAAUUCCGACCUUUCUGAAUCUUUCGACUGGCCGACGCAAACAAAUGCGGUUCUUUCACAUCAGAUUAAGCUCCAGAAACAGAAAGACUCACAAUGGAAUGAGAUAGUCGCCACUUUGACAAUUGAUGGAGAGAAAUUUCCAGCAAGAACUGACACUGUCAGGCCUUCUAUCACCGUGUGGUCGAUUCUGUCUAUUUUGGCUUCUUACCAAUGGAAGAACGUUCCCGCCGAGUGGAGAGAAUUGCUUGUGGCAUUCGGGAAGUCAAUAUCUGCUUUGCGCCGGUGCGAGCGACUUAGUUCCUGUAUUGAAAAGCAUGAUAUCGAUGGGUUCUUGAGAGAGGCAGAAAGCCCAGGCUAUGAAGGGUGGGACCCUUUGAUCUACCCUACCUGGCUGCUUCUGGAAAUUGAAAACAACAUUACCAUUCGAAAGCGCCAGGUGGAAGUCGCAGUUCGAAUGAUCAAACCAGAUGAUGGUGAAAAUUCAGUGCUUCAACUCAACAUGGGUGAAGGCAAGACUUCCGUCAUUACACCCAUGGUGGCUGCCAUUUUAGCAAACGGCAAUAAUCUCCUGAGAAUAAUUGUCUUGAAACCUCUCUUGAGGCAAAUUGAUGCGCUUCUUUCUCAGCGCCUUGGGGGUCUGAUAAAGCGCCGCGUUUACCACAUUCCAUUCUCGCGUCAGACCCAACUGAGUUCAAGCACAGUUUCCCAGCUGCAGUUCAUAUAUCAGCAAUGCUGGCGCAAUAGGGGUAUUCUGAUUGCCCUUCCCGAACAAAUACUGUCGUUCAGGCUCAUUGGGUUAGAUGCCGCGGAAAGAAACCCCAAGAUGUUUGCACCACUGAUAAGUCUUGAGAAUUGGCUUCAAAAAAAAUGCCGAGAUGUCAUUGACGAAAGUGACGAAGUUAUGGACACCAAAUUUCAGCUGGUUUACACCAUGGGUACACAGCAAUCCCUCGAUGGGCUUAGUGGUCGCUGGGAGACGACACAGAAUGUGCUUCGCCUGGUCUCAACAGAGGCGAGGCGCCUUCACAUGGAUGAUCCAAGAUGCAUCGAGAUUGAUCAGUCAGGUUACCGCUACCCUAUUCUGCGAUUUUUGAAACCGAACGCUAUCGACCGACUCCUCAAGUACACUCUCAAGUCGAUUUCGGAAAAUGGAAUUCCGGGAUUCCCUUUCACUCAAUGGACAUUACGGGUGAAGAAAAGUGUGUUGAGAUUCAUUGAGCAUUCUGAGCUGACCAAAGAGGAUGACUCUAUCAUCCAGAAAGAGUUUGAUGGGAGUAUCUUUAUCACCAAGCUUCUCGUUUUACGAGGUCUCUUUGCUCAUCACAUCCUGAGAUUCUCGCUUGCCGAGAAACGUUGGUUAGUAGAAUAUGGUCUUCACCCGUUCCGAUGUUUGAUGGCUGUGCCAUAUCGUGCCAAAGGUGUCCCAUCCGAACGUGCAGAAUUUGGACACCCUGAUGUGGCAGUGACUUUGACUUGUCUCAGCUACUACUACGAGGGACUAACAAAGGAGCAACUGAGAGACUGCUUCGCGCUCUUGGCUAAACUGCACGACCCCUCGACAGAGUUCCAGAAUUGGGUCGCCCCAUGCAUUGAUGCUCUGCCCGCUGGUCUACGGACAUGCUCAGGCGUGAACCUCGAGGACGAUAACACUUUCAGUCAAAUUUUGUUCCCUCUCCUCCGCUAUCAAAAAGCGAUACUUGAUUUUUAUCUCUCUCAUUUUGUCUUCUCCAGAGAAGCGAAGGAGUUUCCGCGGAAGCUCUCAUCUUCCGCGUGGGAUAUCCCUGCACGGCGUGGUCUGCAGCUGACCACAGGCUUCAGCGGUACAAAUGACAACCGGUUUCUCCUACCUCUGUCAGUUCAUCAACGGGAUCUCGGUGAACUUCUUCACACCAAUGCGAUGGUACUGCGUUUGUUGCUGCGCGAGGAUAACAGGCAAUGUAUCUUGGCACAGGACGAGGAAGGGAGACAGCUGGAUGUUGAUCAGCUCUUGAAGCUUGUGAUCGGAACCGGUGAAGUCUCAUCCAAGCCUGUGCGAGUUUUAAUUGAUGUUGGUGCCCAAAUCCUGGAGGCCGAGAACCAGUCAGUGGCCCAAAAAUGGCUUGACAUGACCCGAGAGGGAGAUGUAGAAGGCGCUAUCUUCUUCAACAACGGUGAUGAGAUUAUGGUUAUCGACCGGGCAGGGCAUCACCACUCGCGCGGUGUGGAUUUGAAGUUACCCCCUGCGACGCGAGCUGCCGUCACUCUGGGCCCAAGACUAACGAAGGAUAAACUUGUACAAGCCUGCAACCGACUUCGUGGUCUUGAAAAGUGCCAAUCGCUUCUAUUUCUAAUUCCGCCGGAGGUCAGCCACAAUAUGAGGUUCAGCCUGGGAAUAUCAUCCGACAGAGAUUUUACUUCAGCAGAUGUGCUCAAGUGGUCUAUGGUUCAAACAUGCCAGACCCUGGACAACCUACGCCCACUCUGGGCAAACCAGGGAAUCCAGUACCAUAGGAGGAUCAGCCUUUGGGAUUUGCUUGUGGAACAAAGAAACCCCUCCAAGGAAACAGCCAAUUCUAUGCAGGAGCCUGAAGCCCAGACACUUUCCCAGCUCUACGCACCUUGGAAUGAGAAUAAAGCGACUACGGAUGGCCACAACGUGGCCGAAUGGGAUGUCAACAAUGCCCAAAUUCGACAGCUGUUGGAAACUUUGCAGUCCACUGCAAAUCAUGUUGUGACUUCUACGUAUCUUCAUGAAGAGCAGGAAAGGGAAAUUGCGUGCGAAGUGGAGCUAGAACAACAAGUUUUUCGGCCACCAUCAUACACUCCCAACAGCCACAAACUCCAUGACGAUAUUCAAUAUUUCGCCAACUUCGGCAAGUUCCCUGGCAAUCAAUCAUCCAAGGCUGUCACAUUAGCCUUCCAGGGUCUAGUCAACACAUCUGCUGGCAAAUUGUAUCAUCCAAAUCCGCUGGGGCCUGGAUUGUAUUCCACUUUGGACUUCAAUCAAACUGUGAAAAUUUCCCAAAAUGAUCUCAUGGAUGAUUUCUGCAAGCAGGUGAAUUGGAUUCUGUCCAGUCUUCAUAGCGAUGUUCUUAUCAUCGUGAGUCAGUGGGAGGCCAACGGACUCAUCAAUAUCAUUCGCAAAUCAGAGAAUACCAGACUUAACCUCUACGCCCCCCGGGUAACAAAGCCGAUGCGGUCCUUCCGUCAUCUUGACUUCUUUGGCAUUGGCGCGAACAUUCCGACGCGGCCUAACACCACGAUGACACGGUGUUUAGAGAUGUUUUCUGGGAGCCUUUACUUCAGCUCGUUUGAAGAGUAUAAGGAUUUCCGUGCAUUUUUAGGGCUUCUUACGGAUGAUCUUGGUGAAAUUCCAGAUGGUGGCAUGAGCAAUGAAGGAUUCGUCAAGUUCUUCACCCGCCUGCAACUUCAAUGGCCGACUGACUCGCCCUUUGUUCAGAAUCCACUUCCAUUCCUCAGUGCCCUAAUUCAUAUUCGAACUAAAGGGAAUGGAUACCAACAGUCACAUGUUGGCACAAUUAUCAAAGCCAUGCCAUUGAGUGCUGAGCGGUUUUGA